Messenger RNA from Corylus avellana, 1799 nucleotides. Its product is annotated as Cytidine/deoxycytidylate deaminase family protein. NCBI's taxonomy places the organism in Eukaryota, Viridiplantae, Streptophyta, Magnoliopsida, Fagales, Betulaceae. The record is from RefSeq and is a predicted model, not a curated record. Gene Ontology annotation, biological process: riboflavin biosynthetic process. Gene Ontology annotation, molecular function: 5-amino-6-(5-phosphoribosylamino)uracil reductase activity; zinc ion binding; diaminohydroxyphosphoribosylaminopyrimidine deaminase activity.
AAAAAUGCCAUUGUCGAAUCUUGACCGUCCAUUUCACUAACUGGAGAUGUCCAUGUCCAAGCCGGAUCCUUUCUAGCUUUCACGGAGAAGACGAAGAAAGUAUUCAUUUCCAUUUUCUCGUCUGGCUUUUCCAAAGAAUAUGCAAAUUCAAAGACUUUCAUUUCCAAAUCACUCUCUCACACCACUAAAUUACUCGCCCACUCCUCAUAUUUUCCCUUCUUUCCCUCCCACGCUCCAGUCCACUAAACUUGUGUCCCAUCCAAAUUCGAAAUCUGGGUUUUGCAAUUUAGUCAAAUGGGUGUCCAAAUCACCAACUGAUGUGAUGAACUGUUCUGGUUUGGUUGGGGUCAGAUGUGGCGAAAUGGCACAAGAUAAUGACGAUGGGUUCUAUAUGAGGAGAUGUGUGGAGCUUGCCAGGAAGGCAAUUGGGUGUACCAGUCCCAAUCCCAUGGUGGGCUGUCUGAUUGUCAAGGAUGGGAAAAUUGUUGGUGAAGGGUUUCACCCUAAAGCGGGGCAGCCCCAUGCUGAGGUGUUUGCUCUGAGAGAUGCUGGGGAUUUGGCUGAGAAUGCAACAGCAUAUGUGAGCUUGGAACCGUGUAACCACUAUGGGAGAACUCCCCCCUGCACUGAAGCCUUGAUUAAAGCCAAAGUGAAAAAGGUAGUGAUUGGAAUGGUGGAUCCAAAUCCAAUAGUGGCUUCGAAGGGGGUGGAUAGACUGAGAGAUGCAGGUAUUGAUGUGACUGUGGGCAUUGAAGAAGAAUUGUGCAAGACGCUUAAUGAGGCCUAUAUCCAUCGAAUGCUGACUGGAAAGCCUUUUUUAACACUCAGAUACUCUCUCUCAGUUAAUGGCAACGUUUUAGAUCAGCUUGGUGAAGGAGUGACAGAGCCCGGUGGAUACUACUCACAGUUGUUACAGGAAUAUGAUGCUGUUAUACUUUCUCCCACCUUAUUUAUUGAUAAGUUCUCCAUUCUGACAUCCCAAGAACCUGGAGCCAAGCAACCUGUUCGGAUUAUAACAGCAAGAACUCCUAAUCCUCCCAUCAAAAUCCCAGGUCUAACUACUGAAGAAACUGCUAAAGUUAUAAUCUUCACAGACAAAGAGAUGGAUGUAGAGCAUGAAACAGCUCAACAGGGAAUUGAAAUGGUGGUUUUGGAUCGGAUAAAUCUGAAGGCAAUUUUGGAAUACUGUGCGCGCCAAGGGUUUUGCAGUGUUUUGCUGGAUUUGAGGGGGAACUUUGGAGAUCUUAAAGAGCUUCUCCAAGAGGGUAUUGAGCAAAAUCUGUUGCAAAAAAUUGUGAUGGAAGUUUUGCCGCUUUGGGAUGGUAGUAAUAGUGAGAAUUUACGAGUGGCAAUGCAGAGUCUGGAUAAAAGACUAGAAGUGAAGAAUUUACGACAUAGAAUCUCAGAUAACAAUGUGUUGCUCGAGGGCUAUCUUUAAUGUAAGUGAUUGAAAUUUUUUGGAGACACAACGAAUGAACUACAAUAGUUAAGUGUUUGGGUUUGUCUAUUGUUUUUGGCCAUCAUGGCAGUUACGCCAGGGAUUCUAUCUUCUAUAGGCUGAGAGAAGGAAUCAAUCCAGCUUAUUUAGCUUUCACGCCUCUCUCGUUUUCUUUAUUUACAAAUAAAAAGGUAGCACAGUCCCCUACUCCCCUGAACUCGACAUAUUUUUCUCAUUUGCAGCCCUUCGUGUAGUCUUUCCUUGCAUUUGUUUUUAGCCUAAAAGUGUUGUAUCUUGUAUGCAAAGUUUGAAGAAGUAUUCUAUCAAAUGAUAACACACAGAUAUGUCCUGAUUAUUCUCA